CCCCCCCCCCCCCAAGCUUUCUCCUCUUCUUCGUGAGUUCCCCAGCUGCGGCGGCCUCAUCGAUUUCUAGGGCAAAAAUCCGCUCGAAUCCCCCGGCGAUUUGCGGCUCUCAGGCGGUGGUAGGAGGAUUCGCUCGAAGGAUUCCGCCGCGUGCUAGUAUUGAGAUGGCGGGGCGCAAGGAGACUGCACUCGACCUGGCGAAGUUCGUCGACAAGGGCGUCCAGGUGAAGCUCACCGGCGGCCGGCAAGGUUGAUUUCACAUCCCAAGGAUUGAUCUGGUCAACUAGUUGAGGUCGAGUCCAUGUCUGAAGCAGCACAAACGAUGGAAGGGGGAGGGGAUAUCAACAUGCUCCGGGUACUUGUGGCGACUGACUGCCAUCUAGGCUACAUGGAGAAAGAUGAGAUACGUAGGUUCGAUUCCUUUCAAGCAUUUGAAGAGAUUUGCUCAUUGGCAGAUCAAAAUAAGGUAGAUUUUAUACUUCUUGGUGGUGAUCUAUUCCACGAGAAUAAGCCGUCACGCUCAACCCUGGUGAGAACUAUUGAGAUCCUACGACGCUACUGCCUAAAUGACCAACCAGUGAAGUUCCAGGUUGUCAGUGACCAGACAGUUAACUUCCCAAACAGAUUUGGACAAGUAAAUUAUGAAGACCCAAAUUUCAACGUUGGCUUGCCUGUUUUCACUAUCCAUGGAAAUCACGAUGACCCAGCUGGAGUGGACAAUCUCUCAGCCAUCGAUAUUCUUUCGGCUUGCAAUCUUGUAAAUUAUUUUGGAAAGAUGGACCUUGGUGGCUCUGGUGUUGGCCAAAUAGCAGUUUAUCCUGUACUCAUAAAAAAGGGCAUAACUUCAGUUGCGCUUUAUGGUCUUGGUAACAUUAGGGAUGAACGACUAAACAGAAUGUUUCAGACACCUCAUUCAGUACAGUGGAUGCGGCCUGGAACUCAAGAUGGAGACUCAGUAUCUGACUGGUUCAAUAUAUUGGUUCUUCAUCAGAACAGGAUAAAGACAAACCCUAAAAGUGCCAUCAACGAGCAUUUCUUACCACGUUUUCUGGACUUUGUUGUGUGGGGCCAUGAGCAUGAAUGCCUUGUUGAUCCUCAGGAGGUCCCUGGGAUGGGUUUCCACAUCACUCAACCAGGCUCAUCAGUUGCGACCUCCCUGAUAGAUGGGGAAGCAAAACCAAAGCAUGUUCUUUUGUUAGAGAUCAAGGGAAAUCAGUAUAGGCCAACCAAAAUACCUCUCAGAUCUGUCAGACCUUUUGAAUAUGCUGAGGUUGUGUUAAAGGAUGAAGCAGAUGUUGAUCCCAACGAUCAGGCCUCUGUGCUUGAACACUUGGAUAAAAUUGUGAGAAAUUUGAUUGAGAAGAGUAGCCAACCAACAGCCAGCAGAUCAGAGUCCAAACUUCCAUUAAUUAGAAUUAAGGUAGAUUACUCCGGGUUUUCAACAAUAAACCCACAACGUUUUGGUCAGAAAUAUGUAGGAAAGGUGGCAAACCCUCAAGAUAUUCUCAUUUUUUCAAAAUCUGCAAAGAAGCGUCAGACUGCAGGAGACCAUAUUGAUGAUUCUGAGAAACUUCGUCCUGAGGAACUAAACCAACAAACAAUUGAAGCUUUGGUUGCAGAGAGCAACUUGAAAAUGGAGAUUCUUCCGGUGGAUGACUUGGACAUUGCUUUGCAUGAUUUUGUGAACAAGGAUGACAAGAUGGCAUUUUAUUCAUGUUUGCAGCGAAAUCUUGAGGAAACCAGGAGUAAGUUGAGUUCUGAAGCAGAUCAAUCUAAAAUCGAGGAAGAAGAUAUAAUAGUCAAAAUUAGUGAGUGCAUGCAGGACCGUGUAAAGGAAAGGUCCCUUCGCUCCAAGGAAGGCUCACGGUUCACGUCAAGCUCUCAAAACUUGGAUACUGGAGGCAAAUCCGUUGCAGCUCUAAGCAGCCUGAACUCCUUCACUGAUGAUGAAGACACCAGGGAGAUGCUUCUUGGUGCAAGAUCAACUGAUGUUGGCAGAAAAUCAUCUGGAUUUACUAGACCUUCCAAAGCUAGGACUGAUGUUACUAAACGUGGGGCUCCCAAAAGGGGCAGGGGAAGAAGCACCAGCUCAAUGAAGCAGACCACUCUUAGUUUCAGUCAGCCGAGGUCAAGUACCGUCAUCCGCAGUGAGGAGGUAGCAUCCUCCUCAGAGGAGGAAGCAGAUGCAAAUGAAGUUGUUGAAAAUUCAGAAGAGGAGAGUGCGCAACAAGUCGGGCGUAAAAGGGCAGCUCCUAGAGGCAGAGGCAGAGGUCGAGGUUCUACUGCGAAGAGGGGGAGAAAAACAGAUAUUGCUUCCAUCCAAAGUAUGAUGAGCAAAGAUGAUGAUGAUUCAGAAGAUGAGCCGCCCAAGAAAGCUCCUCGGCCCGCCAGGAACUAUGGGGCUGUCAAGAGGAGAUGAUCUUUUAGGAAGUUCUUGGCUUCUUGCCCUUGAGAAUACAGGCUAGGGUUUGUGAGUUGUCUUAGAAGAGCCGGCUAGCUUGCAUCUACAUGGACGAUGGUUUGUUUUGCCGGUGAACUAACUGUACCUUUACACGCUCGAGUGUAUCGGAAUUAUACAUGCUUAUAGAUGCUAAAUCCCAACCGUUGGAUUGUACAUGUCAUUCAUGUCACGCAUGAAUUUUGACCAGGGAUGUUGGAGGGUGUUCGUCAAAGCUCGCCUGCGUGUGUAUAUAUUCCAUAAUCCAUCGAUGUUGUGCAUA
Panicum hallii is the source of this 2720-nucleotide messenger RNA. RefSeq names its product double-strand break repair protein MRE11. Gene Ontology annotation, cellular component: Mre11 complex; nucleus. The coding region runs from base 302 to 2419 and encodes 705 amino acids. The record is from RefSeq and is a predicted model, not a curated record. Gene Ontology annotation, molecular function: DNA endonuclease activity; 3'-5'-DNA exonuclease activity; manganese ion binding. Lineage: Eukaryota; Viridiplantae; Streptophyta; Magnoliopsida; Poales; Poaceae. The transcript is spliced from 23 exons. Gene Ontology annotation, biological process: mitochondrial double-strand break repair via homologous recombination; double-strand break repair via nonhomologous end joining; meiotic DNA double-strand break formation.